AUGGCUCAGCGGCUCGACUCAGCUGUCGACGGCGACGCCCUGGAAGCGUCGACGGCUUCGGCGGAGACGAAAAGGGAAACGAGCGGCGGGAAUGUUUCUUGCAACUGGGUCAAUCAUUCUCUCUCCCACCUGUACGCAUCUGUUUGGCGGCAACUUCGGCAAUUCAAAAGCCUCCAGGCCUUUUUGUUGGUUUCUCUCCGCAGGAAAUCCAAUUCGACCUACUCUUCCGAUCUGACCUCGGCUCCCAGCCAUUUAUUGGAUCUCGCCCUCCUCCAAGACUUUCUGUUUCGUUCACCACUUUUCUCUUUUUUUUCGAUUGUUUUGUUUUCUAUCUCAGUUUUUAUUCUUGUCGAAACUUUUUUGGGCAGUUUGAAGUUUGGUUGAGCUCAUUUUGUGGAUGUCGUGAAAUGACUUCCGCUCUUUUAAAAUUUUUAAGUCUGUAAUUGACCCUUGGAAGCAUUUUUCGAGGCCAGUGUUUGAUUCUUCUUUUUUUUUUGCUCCAUUUAAUUACCUUUCGAUCUUGUCAUGCCACUAAAAACCACCGAGAUGCUCAAAAAUCACAGAUAUCAAUGAUUAAGAGCACGGAUUUUGUCGUUUAAUAUUUUUUUGCGAUACACAAUUUCGUCGCUCAAAAACUGGAUAACUUUAUAAGAUUUUCCUUCACUUAUCUCCAUUGUUCUGAUUGUCGAUGUCGAAAGCCUUAAACGAUCCUUGUAUCUGGAUGUUGGAGACCGCCAGCUGAGCGUGAAGAACUGAAUGAUUAAUGAGAAAAAGAAGACGUUUUGCACGUCUUCAAGCCGCCGAGUGACCCCAAAAAAGGCGAGUUGCAAGAGAUUGUUGGCCCGAAAAACCUAUCAUCGGAAGCCUCCGCAUUCGCGCCGAUCACCCAGAGUUCCUAACCGAAUUACCCGGUCGUUUGUUAUCUGGCCGACGCCCACAUCCACAAUUCUCGCGGCUUUCAUUUAUUUUUCCAAGAGGAAAAAAAUUAGCUGUCGGAAGUGGUUGGUAUUUAUCUGAGCAUUUUCAAAGGCAUUUAUUGACAGACAAGGGGUGGAGAAUCUUAUCCUUCAUUACUCAGUUUAGCUCAGUUUAUCACUUCUCUUUUAAUAGGCUAUCCUAAUUAUUUGCUGCUCAAAAACGUUCGUUCGGCUUUUCAAAGGCUUUUUUUUUAGUUACUCGCUUCAAGACCAUUAAACUUUUUGACCUUUUUUUUGUUGUUAAAUAUGAUAAUUUUUCUUUAUAUGGUGUCGAAGGACCACUGUUUUUUUCAAAAAAAUUAUUAUUUAUAGACACCAAAUGACUAAAAAAAUUUAGCCAAGGUUUUUCAUAUUUUUAUUCUGCGCCUUUGUGAAUUAAUGAUUUUGUCAAUAUUUCGCCUCAAUAUAAAUCUGCUCGAAAAAAUUGAUUAUUUUCAAAAUGCGCGUUUGUGGACGUUCUUAUAGCUCCAUCAAUGUUUUACAGUCGAGCAAAACUUCCUUGACAGCCUGAAAAUAUCAUUUUUACUCCCUUUUUAACAAUGAAUUUCUGUGACUUUCUGCUCUAAUAUUCUAGAAAAUCUGUUUUUAGUGGGCUAUUGUAUAGAGUGAAAGGUUUUUGGCAGUCUUCUGGAAUUCGCGAAACCGCCACUUUAUAUCAUAUAAGCUCAAUCAAAAUCAAUUCAAAAUAUAUGAUAUUUGUUAGUCAGCAAAUUUUUGAUCCUCCGUGACGUUCAUGACAGAGAGCACACCUCAAUAAGAUAUUUUAUACCUUGAGAGCCUUUCUUAUAAUUCAAGAACGUUGAAAUAGUCUUUGAUAUGAGUUCUCUUUUGAGUGUUGCCUUCUUGACCUAAAAAUGGCUCUCAGAAUCGAAGUUCAACUGAUUCUUGGUUUUUUUUUCCUUUUCAUUUUUGUAGAUCCUAGGGAGAGAACGCUGAAAUCGCCAAGCAAAGUUUAUUAUUUUCCUUCUGAUACCUUACUCAAAUGAUGUAUAUUUUAUGAGAGCUUUUUCAACUUACGAUUUUCAAUUCUUACCGGUAGCUUAUUCAAUUUAUUCUCUAACUCCGUCAGAUUCAGCCAUCGAAUCAUUUUUUGACUCGAGGCUUCACUCUACUUUUUUUUUCAUGAUCUUUCCAAUCCUUGUGGAUCUUAUUUUUGUUUGCUCAUUCAGUUAUUGAAGUCUAGUCGUAAUCUUUGAAAUAAUUUCCUGCCGACACGAGAUCAUCCACACCUAAUCCGUCGCGGACUUCUGGAGGUCAUGGUGGAAAGUUUGCCCUUUAUUCUGCCCUCUGUGACAUUUAUCUGUAAAGCGCGGACGGUUUCCGAUCUUGUCGCAGUAAUUCAAGAACCGAUGUCACAAUUGGCUGUUUAUCCGUAGGAAAGUCGAGAACCACGGCCGAAAUUCCAAUCGUUUUCUCUUCUUUUCCGACGAAUCGGCUGUUCAACACCCGGCCGCUCUCCUAGUUCUAAUUCUCGCCUUCAACACCAAUCAAUUUUGCAUAUUUCGAUUGAUUGGAGUUUCCUUGGAUUCUCAGUUUGCCACUGCAAUAUUUCACAAGAUUAAAAACUUUCAAGGCUGCCGCUUAAUCUUCGUUGAAAUCGGCAAGGCUAUUGACCCGGUUGUGUCAUCCGAUUCCCAUAUGUUAUAAUUUCACCUUUUUCGUUAUUUCUUCUAUCUUGUUUGGAAUCGUUUUUUGAUCAUAAACUGUGCUUCUCUGAGUUUUUUUCCUAACCUAUUCUUAAGAGGAUUUUUACAUUGCUCACAAUUUUUCUGAGAGCUUACUAAAAUUUUUCUUUAUGUAGUAUGUAAAGAUCUUUUUAGGGAACCUAGCUAGCAGAAAAUUUUAGGAGAAAAAUCUCAAUGUUCUAGUUUUUGCACAUUUUCAGAUGAACUGAAUUGGAAAGAAGUUUCUCGAACCUGGAUUUUUUGCAUUUUGCGAUUUUAAGGAUGUUUAUUAAGUAGAUCAGAGUUACGAUGAAUUUCGAGUGACUGCGUGGAAUGAUUUUUCUUGCCAAAGAAAUUAUCCGUUUGAUUUUGUAAAGAAGGUGAAUCCAGACUAUCUUUCAACUUCUUAGAAGAUCUGCUCACUUUUUAAACUUUAUGCAAAAACCAUUCUUUCAUGAGUUUAAACUUGAUUGGAAAUAAUCCCCGUGCCCCAGCAGCCAACUGUGAACUCGACAGAUCGACGAGCCCCUUUGAAACGGAAAACGAACACAAAAAACCCGAGGCGCUUUUUGCAACUGUCGCCUGGAAAUUUUCGCGGCCGAUGGAACAUCCUCUUCCGUUUUCCAUUUCAAUCGGAUCGUGCUGAUCGUGUCUGUAUUCCUACCUCUAUUAUGAACCGAUCCAAGUUCUUCGCCGUCGGAUUUCUCAAGGGGUUCAAGCCGUUCCUUAGUGCCUCCUAACCUCUAUUUGAGGAUUUCUCUUUUCCCGAGAGAGAUAUCCUUUUGAAACAUUGAAAACACGCAGAAUAAUACUUUUUGAACAUGAAAGUUGGAUCAUGGUUAACAGCAAUCUUGAGCCCACAUUUUUUCAGUUUUUUUUUCAUUCUUAGCGAGUUGAAAAUAAGAGUGAAUAGUUAUUAUAGUUGAGAGAAAAUAAAUUAUAUCCUGCAUACAUUUUUCGAAACAUCAUCUUGAAGGAUGUCUACGUCUCAACAUUCUCUCAUUUUUUUUUUUGCGAUAGCUAGCUUUUUUGAGGUUUUUUGUAGAUUAAAAAAAAUUAUUUUAUGAACAAUUUGCUGGCCGAAAGUCAAUAAAAUAUUGAUUAUGGUCAGUAGAGAUGAAGCCCGGAUAGUUUGCGUUAGUUUUCUUCUAAUAACUAAACUUAGCUCAGUUUUUUUCCUUUUCAAACCAUUUACAAACCAGUUGCAGUCUCUUCAAUUCUACGGGUCAAAAGCUAAAAAUUCAAAAAUUGCCAUUCAAAAGUUGUAGAAUUUGGUAUUCGCUCUGCUUCUCUGACAUUGAUCUCUUAGAAAAACUGUAGUUCUCAUACAAAAGCAGAUGCCAUCUCUCGAAUCGAACUUUUUUGUGCGAAUCGCGGCAAACUGAAUAGCCUCGAAUGCAAAUGAUAACGACGUUCCCAGGUUGUCUGCCCAUUAAGCCUCAUCUCGCAACCUCGAAACGUUUCAGAUCUCCUGACGCCAAUUCAAGCCUGAACUUUUUCAUUUGAACCAGGGGAAAAUUUCAAACUUGGGAACAUUUGUGAAAACUGGUUUCUGGUCACAUUCUUCCGACAGGCGCGUCAAACCGCUAUUUCCGAUCAUGAAGAAAGCUCUUCACUAGUCGAAAAAACAAGCAAGCGAUUGUCUUGCAUUGAAAAUCCAUUGAAAGCAAUUAAUAACUCCGUUUAUUGCCUUUCCGAUGGAUUUCCAUGAACGAUGGGCCGAUAUCCUUAUUUGACAAGUGGAGACUGACCCUCUUCGUCUCUGGUCUCUACAGUUCCCUUUGCACUUUUUCCAAUAAAUCACUCAGACAUUCGAAGAAGAAACUAAAGUUAAUCGGAAAUCAGAAAAUAUCCCAAAGAAAAAAUGAGAUAAAGACAAAAAAAAUAUUUAGUUUAAGAAGGCUUGUAUAGCCUGUUUAAGAACGGUUGCUUUUAGCUUAAAAAAUUUACAGAGUUUUUGACAUGAGGUUUUUUUUAAUUGUGAACAAAUUUUUUGUAAGAAGUUAUUAAACCAGUUUUCUAGUCUGCUACCUUUUGAAUAAGAAUUCCUAGCCUCGUUUCUUUUUUGUCACAAACUCGGAAAAGCCCAGUGGAAACCGGCUUCGACUAACAAUCGACCGUUCUCGGUUGUUAUGAGGAGCCAUUAUCAUUGCGUAACCUAAUCGAAGCCCAUUUUCACAUGGAUUCUGCCUAAUUUCGCGUUCCAACUUCAACUGUCGGGAUCAGGAAUUGCGUCAUCAACGCCGCCAAAGGCUUCUGGUCGGUUCGGAUCCGCGGAACCUCGGGCUGGCACUCCGCCCACAUUCGCCACACUCGGUCUCCGAGUCACUCGACCGCCGGUCAAGCUUCAUCUCUGUCUUAUUUCCAUGUUUCAGUCAAAGUUCUCUGAUUGAAGUUUUUCUUAUUCAUCAGAACUUCUGAAAUCUCGAAGCUCCUGAAAGUAUCUAAAUAUUCACCAUACCCUGACGCUUAUUGUCUUUUUUUUGUUUUUUUCAUACUUCUUUUCUUGAUAUAAGAUUUUUUUUUGAAGCGUUUAUUUUGGCUUUUUUUGAUUUGAGCUUUCAAAAUAACUUCUCCUUUUUAUUCUUAUAUUUUUUUGGUUUGAAGAAUUUAUCUCGGAAUUUCUCGUAUUUCAAUUUUUAAAAUGGCUUUCUUUUCAAUUUCUGCUAGCAGUGCUUAUUUUAUUUUUUAAAAGUAUUUUUGUUUUUUGAAGGUUUGAGUUUGGCACUAACCCGACCAUUAAAAGAACUCACUUUUUGAUAUUUUCAAUUAUUGAGCCACCAAAAAAAUUUUCACUCGGGAUUUUUUCAGAUAUCUCAAGUUGAAAGAAAGUGAACCAAGAUCAAGUAGAUGCGUUUUUCCCGUCUGUUGUAUUAUUAUUAUUUGAAGCUUUUUCCUGACACUCAUUUUUUUUUCCUGAUCCUUUCUUCCUUUAAAGAGAACUGAGAAAUCAUUUUUUUUUUCUUUUCCAAACAGCCUCCGGACAUUACACAGACCAGCUUAAUUUGUCUGAUUCAACCUUUUGAUGCGGCUGAACGCGUCAAAUUGUGGACAGGGCUGAAUCAUCCCGAAAAGAAGACGUUUCACGGUGCUGACGAUCAAAUCAUCGACACAUUCAUUGGCUUUUCGGCUAACCCCGCCCGAAACAUACCAGGGGCAGGAAGAAGCGUUACAAGCGAACUGGAUAAGCGUGUCUGGUCCCGAAGACGUUGGUUAAAGCGCGGUCAGGGCAAAAGAUAUCUUCUGGAGCGUCUCUUCAUGUUGUUGAUUCUCUUAACAGGUCAUCAACCAAGCGUCUCGAGGCGAUCGCCCGAAAAAAAAACUCGCAUUUUCCCCUCGAAGCUUCUUUUUCUUUCAUCCAUGGACAUCUCGAUUUUUGAUGUUUUCGUCGAGGCUUUUCUUUUUGUUAAUGACUGGUUUGCAGCAAAUCACGACUCGUUUUUUUCCUCUACCAGUUCCAAGCUCCUUACUCACAAAUAAAGAACAAAAUUCCCGAAUUUCGGCAUUGUUUUUUUUGCUUGUCCUUUACGGCCCGGACUAUAUUUCAGCAGUGAUUUUGUUUUGAUUUGAGUUUCAAAUUUUUUUUCAACGUAGGAAGAGCUAUUUUGAUCUUGUUUUCUUCUGAAGAUAAUUCAGAUUUAAGCAAGCUUCCUUGAAUUUUCAAAUUGGAUUCAGGGGCUCAUUUUCCAAAUAUUCAGCUUCGGUAUACAAAACUAAGAAAAACCGCUCAUUAUUUGUUUUCUCUUUGAAAUUUGCGUCGUUGUUAGCAAUCCUAUUAAUUUUUUUAUUUUUUUGAAAUUUUUUUACCGUUUGCAGUGUUUCUUUUCGAAAAAAAUAUCUAUUUUUUUAUAUUUCAUAUAAGUUUUUCCAGAUGUGGCGGUUCGCCGCGCUACUGCUGCCAAUGGCAGCAGCUCUGACUUAUCGAUGCAGGAAUGAUCAGGUAUCAACAUUUAUUUCGAUUUCACAGACUUUUUCAGUUCUGAUACUAAGAUUUGAAAGUAAUUCGAUCUACUGUACUUCAACUAUUUUACCCUAAAUAUCGAUUUACAGGUGCUGGUUGUGCAAUCGUUCGGCAACGACACCAUCAGAAUGCAUUGUCAGAAGCUGGACCUCUGCGGUUAUCAGCAAUUGGUAGGUCCAUCCAGACCAAUAAAACAUGACGAAAGAAGAACGUCAUUCGUAUCUUUUUUCUCGACACGAGUUAACAUUUUUUUUUUCCUGUUUUACCUUCAAUGAUACGGCGUAUCACUAUUGUAAUAACUUGCGAACGCCAAGAAAAAAAAAAGUGAACGAUAAGGUUUUGAGAAAUGCGACUACGAUGAACUUCAACCUCAGUGCGGCGGUCAAAUGAACUUCGUUUCGCAUGUAAACCAGCGGACAGCCACAUCGCCGUCAGUUUUUUCUUCGGAACAGAGUAGAAAAAGCACUGAAAAAAGGAACAACACAAAAUGCAAUCUAUAUUAAUUUUCCAAUCAAGAAAGGGCUUAUGACAGACCCGAAAUCUUUUCGAAGCUUUAUUGUUUGUCUCUAGCUUGAUAUAUAAUUUUUCGAGCUCUUUUCUUGUUUUCAGCCUGAAUUUGUUUUAUGUACCAUUUUGGAAUCAAGGUGAUAGGGUAAACAGUAAGAUUAGACGGGAAAAGAGAAAUAAGCCUUGUUCUUUAAAUCUCUGUCACAAUAUUAAAAAUCUAUACUUUUAUAACCUUCAUAGCCACACUUGAAACAUUCUGGCUCUUCUGCGCUCUAUUUUCUCUAGUUUCAUUUUCAUCCGAGUACGCCAGCCGGAGAAUGAUUUUAUUUUCUUUCCAAUUGAGAUUCUUCGAUCCCCUUUUCAUCAAACUGUGAAAAAAGGCAAACUUCAGAGUGGAGCACACUUGCUGCAACCUCUACAAUCCUCGUCCGCCUCACGUCAUCCCAACUCACACGGGGAACGAUUGUUUCAUCUACGAGCUUCCCGACGGAUCGACCGAUGGAAAGGUCAGUGGCUUCUGAUGCGGAAAUGACGGAGAUCAGGAAGGACUGAGAAACGAAACAACUUUCAGGUGGUCGAAAAAAGUGCGGCAGAUGACGCCCCCUAUGCCGUCUUAAAGGUUUGUUGCGAUUGGUCUGACACCUGUUCGAGACAAUACAUAAACCAAAGAUUCUCUUCGCCAGUCACUUGUUUUUCCUUCCUACAGUCUGCUUUCCAAGUGUCUGAUAUUACUCCGUGUUGCCCUUGAGAGUACUGUAGUUUUUUUUUGACAAAAUCUCAAGCAUUUGUUUCUCCAAUGAGAUGAAAACUGUCAUUAUCAGAUAGCUUUCUGAGAAAUUGAUACUCGAAAUUUUGAAAAAGCUUCCCUCCUGCCCGGUUUCAAGAAAAGUUUUUCAGAGUCCAUCAGAGAUUCCGGAGCACAUCGACAACAUGUCGGGCUACCGCCUGCGGCUGUUCCUUCUCAAGAACAAGUCGCCGCCGACGCUUCUCGUCAAGGGAAUCGAGCGACGGCUGUACGUUCUUCUUUUUUUCCUCAGUCUUUUAUGGCCUUCUCGCGUGUUUUAUGCUUGAAUCGAAUGUCGCAUCCACGAAAUUCAUGCUAUAAAUUUCCUUGUCCAGUUCAAAAAUUCGAACAUGCACAGGUCUUACCGUCAAGAACUUGGAAAAAAAGCAGGCGCCGAUGGAAAACGAAAGGAGGACAAUAAGUAGGGUGAAACCCGAGAAAGUGAAGGAUGGCCGUUCACGAGAUCCAAAUCCUUUCGUUCUCUUGACAAGCGACUCCUACUAAUUAUCCUUGUUUUUCACCCAACUCUGAACCUCUUGCGGCGAUUCGAAAUAAAAAAGCUGUAAUUUACAGGGACGGAUAUCGAGUGACGAUAUGUCGACCUCGUUGCUCAUCUUAUGACGCCAUCGGACAAAAUACGGUGAGAAAGUAAGAAACAGAGAAUUUAUUCAAUUUUCUCGUUUCAGCAUAACGGCGAAGACGAAGGCGAGUGGAAGGCGAUCAGCUGGAGCAGCUGGACGAGCAGCUCUUGGAGCACCUGGGCUCGACACGCCUUCAACGGAGCCGCCGCGGCUUCUGGAGCUGGAGCAGCUGGUAGCGGAGCCGGAGAGCGAGUCCGCGUCAGAACUGGCAGUGCGGAGCAGCCAGCCGGCGGACAGAGGUCUGAGCACGCGAACAAGGACGACAAAGGUGAUAGAAAUUGUCAAGGAAUAUCUUAAAAGUUGCUUUUUCAGAUGGCCUCGGCAACAUAAAUGUUCGAAUCAACGUUGAUGGAAAGAACAACAAUUCUUUGAACGGAGGCGGCGAUGGAAAGACUUCAGCCACGGCAGAAGGUGGCGCCACGACUUCUGGAAGGAAUGGAGCCGGAGUCACCGCAGCCGAAACCAGCGGUCAUUCUGGAGCCAGUGCUGCUGCCAGCGCUAAUAAUGGCGGUCAAGGCAACAUAAACAUUCACAUCCACACUGCCGGCGAAGGUGAACGUGGAAAUGGGGCUUCCGGAGCUGCUGGAGCUGCUGGUGGAGCUACCGCACCAAUAGCCAUUGUAAGUUAGAACUUCUUUCCUUUUAUAAGUUUCUUUUCUAGGCCAAUGCUUCUGUUAAUAUCAACGGAGUGCAACCGAGCGGAAGUGGUGGAGCCGGAAUCCCAGGAACCGGUCCGAACUCGGACAAGUCUGGCAACAAACCAGUCGAUGCUGGGAAAGGAGAAAAUAAAGGCAGCGUUGAGGAAUCUGGAAAAACGCCGCUUGAUGGCAAUGGUGUCGGAGAGGAGUCGAACGCUCACUUAGGGAAGAAAGGAGGCUCCUGGACGGACGGCGACCUCAUCGACGAAGAGGACGGCGAAGAUGGAGAGAAAGGAAAAGGCAAAGGCAAAGGCGAUGAAGGUGGAAGUGAUGACGACGACGCCGACAUGUUGAAAGAAAAGAAGAAGCCUGAGGGAGGCAAGGGCAACGGCAUCGAAGUCAAUCCGGACGGAGAGGUCGAAGGAGAAGAGGCCAACGGAGCCGACGGUUUGGGCCGCGGAAAAGAAGCGAAAGGAGGCUCAGACAAGUCUGCAGGUGGCCAUCAAGGUAAAAAGUUUCCCGUGAAAAAUAGUUAAGUGAUUGUUUCAGGAGAAAAAGAUGGUGGCUCCAACAAGAACGAAAGCGCUGGAGGUAGCGGUGGCGCCGAAGAUAGAGAGCCAGGUCUUAAUGGAGUCGGACCGAGCGAGGGAGAAAAGCCUGGAGGGCUUGACGGCAACAACAGCGGACUGGGAGAAGCUGUAACUUCAGGAGCCGGUAAUGGUGUCGGCAAAGGAGAAGGAGCCAACGGCGGGGAUGUCAAAGAGAACGGCAAAAGGUUGUGUUAGAUUUAAAACAUUUUCUGAACCAUCCUUAUUUAUUUAGUGACCCUUCGACUUCUAGCGCCGGCGGAUCCGGUCUGCAGCCAGCUCCAGAGACUCAAGGAAGAAAAAUUGAAGAAGUAGAAGUUGCCACUAAGUCGAUCACCGAGAGGUUUUUCUGGUUAUUUCAAUUCUUUAAAGAUCUUCGUUUUUCAGUGGAAAGCUUCCUGGAGAUGAGGACGACGAUGGCGUCGACGUGAAAGACGUAGAAGUGAAGACGAAGCCGUUAGUUGGAGACGGAAAUCUAGCGCCCGGCUCGGAGGGGACUUCUGGAAUUGGUGGGGCAAACGGUGGAGAUCCAACUGGAUCCGACAAGCCCGCAAUCGACAAAACUGAAGAAAGUAAGUAUUUGCAUAAUAGACAAAUAACAAUUUGUUAAACAUAGUGAACGGUGAUAUAAAUGUCCAACUUUCAGCUUCUGGAGGCCUGCUUACGCAGGAAGGAAAACCGACUGGUGCGGAAAACACUGGAGACGGGAUUGCCGACAAGAAUGAAUUUGCCGAAGCAGGGCUGGCGGGAGGAGGACCUUCUGUCCCAGCUGAUGCAGUCGUUGAAGCUCCAGCUCCAGGCGGUGCGAACCCUGGAGGAACAGACGGAGGCGCAGCGACUGGUCCAGCUGCUGGCACAUCCAAUCAAGGCGCGACAGCUGCUGCAGGUCAACCGGGAGCUCAAGCAGGAGCUCAACCCGGAACUCAAGCGGGAACUCAAACUGGAGCUCAACCAGCAGCUCAAGCCACCAACGCUGCUGGAGAUGAUGAUGGAAGUGUCUCUGUGAGUGACACGGCUGUCAACCGUGCCAAUCGCCUAGUCGCGUGAGUUCUUUUUUUCAAGUUCUUUUUUAAGCUGGAAAUCUUUAUACUCGAAUUUAUUUUGAAUUUUCAGAAAUGACGAGGUCGGAACUCAACCACUGACCCAACAAGCCAGAGCUGCUGCUGCUCAACCGGCUGCCGCGGCCGCUGCAGACCCUGCUGCUGCUGCCGCAGAUCCUCCAAGGUCCAACUGCUUCGCCGCAGACACGCUGGUCAAGACGACGACCGGCGAGAAGAGAAUGGACGAGCUGAACGUUGGAGACUUCGUCCUGGUCCCAUCCGCAGGCAGUGUCCUCAAGUACGAAAGGGUCGAAACUUUCUACCAUCGCGAGCCUGAGACGCGUGCCGUCUUCGUCGUGCUCUUCACCGACUCUGGCCGCAGAAUCGCCUUAACCAAGAGACAUCUGAUUCCUUUCGCGGAGUGCGACCUCAUGAGAAGGUUCCAUUCCUAAAUAUAUCAUAUAAACAACCAAACAUUUGCAGCUACGCCAGUUCCGAAGAUGGCAUCGAAGUUGCGAUGAGAGAGGCUCGGUACGCGGAAAAGGCACAAAAAGGCGACUGUGUGCUGUCGGUGGAUCCCAGAACCGGCAAGGUCGCCGCUGACCGCAUCGUUAGAGUUAGUGCCACCUUCAAGCGCCUUCUCUAGUUACAUUCUGCAGAUCGGAAGACAGACUUCCACUGGAAUCUACUCUCCGAUGACUGUCGAAGGCUCUCUCGUGGCCGACGGCGUCCUCGCCUCUUGUUUCUCUCAUCUGGAAAGCCACACUCUUCAUAAGGUCUGUCUCUUAAGGGCCAAGAAAACUCCAACUGCCAUGUUUCAGGUCGUGUUCGACUUCAUGAUGGUCGUUUACAAUUUCUUCGGCUUGAUCUCAGGUGAUUCUUUUGAAAUCAACAUAAUUUUUGAACAAAACUUUUUUCAGAGCGACCAGUGAGUGUCCAGCCAAUUCCAAACUUUGUAACUUUCGUCCAACAGCUCUCAUCUCACGUUUUGCCGUUUUCUUAA
Caenorhabditis auriculariae is the source of this 11802-nucleotide messenger RNA. NCBI's taxonomy places the organism in Eukaryota, Metazoa, Nematoda, Chromadorea, Rhabditida, Rhabditidae. The record is from the annotation of a GenBank genome assembly.